Aspergillus mulundensis is the source of this 1251-nucleotide messenger RNA. RefSeq names its product CaiB/BaiF CoA transferase family protein. The coding region runs from base 1 to 1251 and encodes 416 amino acids. Lineage: Eukaryota; Fungi; Ascomycota; Eurotiomycetes; Eurotiales; Aspergillaceae. The transcript has a single exon. Gene Ontology annotation, molecular function: catalytic activity. The record is from RefSeq and is a predicted model, not a curated record.
AUGCUCGCUAGAUCAGCUUGCCCCCGCUGCCUACUGCAGCCGACAUUACAGGGAAGCGUGCGGCGCUUCUCAUUAUCUGCAGCGCGAGGGAACAGCAACAUACAAGGACCCUUAGCUGGUAUUACUGUUGUCAGCCUCGAGCAGGCGAUUUCGGCCCCGUUCUGUACCCGUCAACUGGCCGAUCUGGGUGCGCGGGUGAUAAAAGUCGAACGACCGGGUGUGGGCGACUUUGCGCGCGGAUAUGAUACAAGAGUCAACGGGCUCGCCUCACACUUUGUCUGGACGAAUCGAUCGAAAGAGAGUCUGGCCUUGGACGUGAAGAAGCCCGAAGACUAUGAUAUCUUGCUGCGCCUGGUCAGCAAGGCGGAUGUACUCGUACAGAAUCUCGCCCCCGGGGCCAGCGCAAGACUAGGUCUCUCAUUCGAGACUCUGAAAGAAAAGCAUCCGUCUCUUAUCGUCUGCGACAUCUCCGGCUACGGCCAAGACGGACCCUAUCGAGACAAGAAAGCCUACGAUCUCCUCGUGCAAAGCGAAGCGGGCAUGCUAUCCGUCACAGGCACGGGCAAAGAACCUGCCAAAGUGGGCAUCUCAAUCGCGGAUAUCGCAUCAGGCAUGUACGCCUACAGCAGCAUCCUGGCUGCCCUGAUGCAGCGCUCCAAGACAGGCCGCGGAUCCCAGAUCGACAUCUCCAUGCUCGAGAGCAUGGUCGAGUGGAUGGGCUUCCCCAUGUACUACGCCUUUAAUGGCGCGCCUGGCCCAGUACCAGCCGGUGCCUCCCAUGCCUCCAUAUACCCCUACGGCCCCUUUGAAACAGGAAAUGGCUCCGUGAUGCUGGGAAUCCAGAACGAGCGGGAAUGGGCGAACUUCUGCACCCUUGUCCUGUCACAGCCUGAUCUUGCCCAGGAUCCCCGCUUCUCAAAUAACUCGCUGCGUGUACAAAACCGCGAGGUGCUCAAGGAGAUUAUACAGGAGUCUUUUGCUGGUAUAACUGCCGAGGAAGCUACGCGCCGGCUCGAUAAAGCUGCUAUCGCUAACGCGAAUGUGAAUGACAUGCAGGGGGUAUGGGAACAUGCACAGUUCAAGGCGAGGAAUCGGUGGACGGAGGUGAAGACGUCUAAGGGGGUUGUACCGGCUCUUCUUCCGCCUGGGUUUAGUCCGCAGGGAGAGUUUCGACCUCGGAUGGAUGCUGUGCCGGAGGUUGGAGAGCACAACGAAUCGAUUCUCGCGGAGUUAGGGAUCAAGCGGAAAUGA